This is a messenger RNA of Thalassophryne amazonica, 2955 nucleotides long. It is a transcript of the gene rinl, whose product is annotated as Ras and Rab interactor-like. Gene Ontology annotation, molecular function: small GTPase binding; guanyl-nucleotide exchange factor activity. Gene Ontology annotation, cellular component: cytosol; endocytic vesicle. The record is from RefSeq and is a predicted model, not a curated record. Bases 326 to 2689 code for a protein of 787 amino acids. Gene Ontology annotation, biological process: vesicle-mediated transport. The transcript has 11 exons. Lineage: Eukaryota; Metazoa; Chordata; Actinopteri; Batrachoidiformes; Batrachoididae.
UACUUUACAUUGUUCUUUGUGCUCACGCAGACAUCACACAGCCACGUUAACCACACGCAGACAUGUGAUUUGGGAGAUUCACAGAAAGACGCAGUGAAGAAAAAUCAGCUGAGGAGUUUCACAUAAGAGUGCAUCAGAGCCAUUAUGUGCAGGAGGUUCAACCGGUUAACCUGGUGAGGAUGUAUUUGUGACUUUCCUGCUUUAGUGUUUGAGCUCUUAAGCAACACUUUGUGCUGUGUGAGGAGGAAGAGUUUGUUGAGAGAGAGUGAGGAUUGCAACAUGUGGAGAAGUUGUAAGGAAAAAAAGGAGGGUGACAGAAACUGAAAUGAACAAGCAGAUGAUGCUUCACAGUCCGGUUAAUGGCACCACAGCCAUCCCGUGGAGGAGCAGUAAGAGGAGGCUGUCGCUCCUGGAUCAGCUGAGGGGUUGUCAGGAGGUCUGGUGCCCCAAGGCUCCCUGGGAUACAGAGGAGGCCCACACAGCCAUCUGUGGAACACCUCCAGGGAGCUUCCUGGUUCUGAGGGACUUGAAGACGUCUCUACCCAGGCUUCUGUGCGUGUCCGCAGGAGGAGACAGUGGAGCAGUCUUGGAUUACAAUAUCAAAUGUACAGACACAGUGUUCCAGUUAGCUGAAUCUCGUCUUUCUUUCUCUGACUUGACUCAGCUGGUGCUCUUCUACUCACUGAGUAGGGAUGUGUUGGCCAUCUGUCUGUCUUUUCCUCAGUGGGUCUACAGUAUAACAGAGCAGAACAAAGAGCGCUUGUCUCAGCUUGAACCCAAAACAUGGUUGUGCAUGAUGGCUGACGUGCCUAUGGAUGAAAUGACCAGCAGAGAGCUGAAAACUGUCAUGUGCUCAAUACAGCUGACUUCCACUAGUGGCGCCCUGUGUGUCAUCAAUCCGCUCUACCUACGGGAACAUGGUGAUGAUUGGCUGGCAGGCCGGUCAGCCGGCCUUCAGUGUGCCACACAGCUUUCCGGUUUCAGAAGAGAGAGACGCCUCAGCAGCACAAGAUGUUGGGCAGGGGCGGGGUUACAACCAAAACGAGCCAUUUCAUUGGACCAGGAAACUGAUACAGCCAAAUCAGACAGCACAGGUCUAACCAGAGCUCAGUCAGCUGAUUCGCCUCAUUGUGCCCCACCUCCAACAAUAUCAGCUUCCCUGGGUGAGUUGUCCCACAGAAGGUCCAGCCAGGAUUCUGCCUCCAGCAUGCAGAAAACUGUCAGCCAGGAGAGCUUUGCUUCAUCCACUUCCUCCAUCCUUGGAGGUUCCUCCACUCUAGUGUCUGAGGUGCAGCACCACAGCAGCCCCGUGCCUCAUUCUCCACACAGAGUCUCCUGGAUUGAAGAUGGGUUCUGGCUGCCCCCACCCAGGUUAUCUUCUUUACUCCAACCCCCAUCAGCGGAGCUUGAUUCACUGUCGAUUAGCAGCAUUGAAGAAGAACAAGAGUCCCAAGUGCCAAGCACUGUCCCUCACCAAAUAUCAUCUCAGCGAUUGGCUGAUAAGGUCAUGUACCGCCUGUCAGCAGUGGGCCAGGCAAUUGGUGGGCUGGUCAGUCAGAAGAAAAGACUGCUCAAUCGCGUGAUGGAGCUGAGCGAGCGGCGAGGCGGGACAUUUGCGGAAGCCGUGAAAGGAUUUGUGGAGAUGACACUGAAGGGAGGAAGUGAUCCUGAUAGAGUCACGGGGUCAGAGUUCUUGCAGGAAGUGAGGUCAUCCCUCACGUUACUGAGGGACGUACUUUUGGACUACCAUGAGAUCCAGUCGAUGUUGGACAGUAUGACUGAUCUAGAUGACUUGGAGAUAGACUCCCUGGUGGAGCUUUCCAUCCACAAAAUGGCUCUGAAGCCUGUCUCUGCCCACCUCUACUCCUGCAUUGACUCCUCCCGGACCCAUGACGGCACCAUGAAGCGUCUCCAGGGAAACCUGCGUGUGCUGGAAGGUAACGGGCUGGAGGAGCUCGGGGGUUCAGCGGGAGUUGGCAUUCCUGAUUCUGCCAGUUUGGAGCGCAUACAGCAGAGGUGGAGCGCUAUGCACGAGGCCUACUCUCCGAACAAGAAGGUCCAGAUCCUACUCAAAGUCUGCAAGAGCGUUUACAACAGCAUGAGCGCCAACGCUGGCCCAGGUGUGGUGUUUGGAGCCGAUGACUUCCUGCCCUGUCUGACGUGGGUGCUGCUCCGUAGUGAUGUAGUUACCAUACAGGUGGACACAGACUACAUGAUGGAGCUGCUGGAUCCCACCCAGCUACAGGGAGAGGGUGGCUACUACCUUACCACUCUGUACGCCUCUCUCUACUACAUCAGCAGCUUCAGGCCGCGUUUGGCUGCUCGUCAGCUCAGUGUAGAAGCCCAGCAGUCCAUUAACCAAUGGCAUCGCAGACGCACCUUGUACUGCAACCAGUCUCGUCGCAGCAAGCACAGGAGGACCAUUCGAAGGCAGUCGAGGAGCUCCAGGGACUGUGAGGAAGAACCAAGUGAGAAAGACAAGGAUGUUGAUGUCAGCGAGUCACAGAAGGAGGUGGAACUGAAAGCAGAGGUCGUGGAGCCUUUGAGCGUAGACAUGGGGGAUGAAGAAAGGGGCGGAUCCCAGUCACAGGAGUCUAGUCCGACAUCAGAAAGCCAACCUCUGAGGCAUGGCGAACUAACGCAAAGCAAACAGGAAGAUGUAAAAUUGGAAGAGAAAGAAGGCGCCUGAAAACCUGAGCGGUCAAAGUGUUGCAGAUGGUAACAAGAAUUUAAAAUUCUCCCUCAUGUUGCCACGUGAACUGCCAUCCACAUCUGUCUUCAACGCAUUCAGGAGACUAAAGAAAGCAGUCGGUGUUAGCUCAUACUCUGUCGUCUCAGUGUGUGAGAGAAGUUUGUUUAUAACCUGUGUCCUUGUUGCCUUUCAGCUAAAACGUUUUGUAAAAUAAUUGAUCACAUUGAUCAACUGGAAGUGUACUCUGUAAAGCUCAUAUCUCC